Molecule: messenger RNA, 1197 nt
Organism: Colletotrichum fioriniae
Lineage: Eukaryota; Fungi; Ascomycota; Sordariomycetes; Glomerellales; Glomerellaceae
Source: RefSeq, a predicted model, not a curated record
AUGGAUCUGGCGAGGUUCGCAGCUAGCCUCACCUCCAAAGCGCUGCCAAAGAGCUUAUACAGCUCUCUCCCUAUUCUUGUGCUCCACAUCGUCACAGCCAUGCUGACCGGCAUGGUUCAACCUGUCUACAAGUCUUCGACGGAGGCACUAACAACUAUCCACGGCAACGGCGGACCCCAGUCAGUCGCAGCCAUAGACGGCUUAGAGACCACAAUCUUUGGCGCGAUGUAUCUCAACGGUAUCGCAGCCGGCGCAUUCCAAAUAGAGCAUGUCCUGCUGAACGCGCAUCCGUCCUCCUCCGUCCUCCCCGCUCUGCUAGUCUACGCCUCCGCUAGGAACGCAACCACCACCGGCGAGGACUUCCUCACCGCGCUCGCCGCAGGGUAUAAAGUCUGCGCGCGUAUCGGCCUCGCGUCAGGCGCCUCAGUAGAAGACGAGCGCGGAUUCCACAACCCGGCCAUCAACGGGCAGCUCGCAGCCGUGGCGGCGGUCGGUAACCUCCUCGGCUGGGACGCUGAGACCAUUGCCUCCGCCAUGGGGUUCGCGGCGUCGAGCUCGGGCGGGCUCGUGGCUUUCCAGACGACAGAUGCCAAGACAAAGCAGAUUCAUCCGGGCCACGGCAGGCCUUUGGGCAUCGAGGCUGCGCUCAUGGCCCACGCCGGUGUUACGGGUCCGCCUGGUGUCUUGGAGAACGAGAUGGGGUUUCUGCACGCUUUCUCGACGGAACCGAACGCCACCGCUCUCACGGAUCCGAUCGGUGACCGAUGGGAUUGCGAGGCGACGACGGCGAAGCACUACCCCAUGCACUCGAGAUUCCAGACGCUCGUCUCCGUCAUCCAGGAUUACAAGAAGCAAGACCCUUGGGACAAGGAGAUCAAGGGUGUCACAGCCUACGUCGGCCCUCGCCUAUUGCGACAAGCGCAUCAGAUCGCUCACCCCGAGACACUAGACCAAGCACAGUACAGCAUCCUGUUCUGCCUCGCCGCCUCGGUACUGCUGGACUUGAGCAGUCCGAUCAUCCCCAAGUUUCUGGUUCUGCGCCUUGUCCUCCUCACGAAGCUGGUCAAAGCUAGCCUUCAGAUCUUCACUCGGCACCAGCUUCCUCGACUUAAGUACGAACUUGUCAAGCUUCUUGUUCAGCUCCUUGGUAUCGUGUUCAUCGAAAGCAUCAGCGAUAUCCUCAAUGAUGGUCUGUGA